AGAGAAGGGGUUGCCCUUGCUCCUUCACUAUCCGGAUUGCACCAGGCAGACCCCAACUUUACUGAUGGAUAAACUGUUUGUUAAGUUUGUUGCCUCAGGAACGCUCCUUCUGUUUGGAAUCGUGUCUAUUCUACUCCUAACUGUACCUAUACAUGAACUGAGAGAGCAGCCGCAGUACAUGUAUGGGAUUGUGCUGGACGCUGGCUCCUCACAUACGGCCUUGUACACCUACAGAUGGCCAGCGGACAAGUUAAAUGGCACAGGCGUGGUCGCCCAGCACAGCGAGUGUCAUGUCAAAGGAGGAGGAAUCUCUGCUUAUGCUGGUCAGCGGGGUGCAGCAGGCCGCAGCCUCGAGGCAUGCUUGAAGGAGGCCAUGCGGGACAUUCCCCCAGAUAGACAUCACCGCACCCCUGUGUAUCUGGGAGCCACUGCUGGAAUGAGACUUCUGAAAAUUACCAAUCCCGACAAAGCAUUUAAGGUUCUUCAAGAAGUCAAACAAAAAAUCAAAUCUUUUCCAUUUAGCUUUCGAGGAGCAGUCAUUUUGAGUGGUCAAGAAGAGGGGGUUUACGGUUGGAUCACUGUGAACUACCUCCUUGAAAACUUCAUAAAGUAUGGCUAUGUGGGCCGGUGGCUUAACCCUGGCAGAAAAACGGUCGGAGCGCUGGAUUUAGGUGGGGCGUCCACACAGAUCACCUUUGAGACCCCAGAGAAAGUUGAAAACGAGAGAAACCAUAUGACCUUGCGUCUCUACGGGAAAGAUUAUUCCCUCUACACACAAAGUUACCUGUGCUAUGGUAAAGAAGAGGCUCUGCGCAUGAUCCUGGCCUACCUGGUUACAUCGCAGGGUAAUACUAGCAAAGUGUAUCAUCCCUGCUACCCAUCUGACUUCACUGAUGUCUUCAAGCUGGAGGAAGUGUUUGACUCGCCUUGUGCAGCGUCAAGGAGACCCAAAACGUACGACCCUCAUUCGUGGAUCAGAGUGCAAGGCACCGGGGACUACCAAAGCUGCCUUGGCAACACUUCUGAAAUAUUUUCCUUCCACUCCUGCCCCUUUUCUCAGUGUUCCUUUAAUGGAGUUUUCCAGCCCAACAUCAGUGGGGGCUUCAUGGCCUUCUCUGCCUAUUUCUUCACUCACAGUUAUCUCCAGCAAAGUACAGGGAUAAAGAUCAGCACCUCUGCUCAGCUAGAGGAGGCUACACAGGCUGUGUGUAAUAUGACCAUUGAAGAGAUGACCAAGAAAGCCCCCGACUUGAAAAAAUACCUGAAGGAUUAUUGUGCAGUUGCAGUGUAUAUACAAGUUCUAAUGCUUAGGGGUUAUAGCUUUGAUGAACAUUCGUUCCAAAAUGUUGCUUUCCAGAAAAAGGCAGGUGAGGCCUCUGUGGGCUGGGCUCUGGGUUAUAUACUCAGUGUGAGCAGUCUUCUUCCAGAGGAACCUGUGGGGAUCAGGAAGGGCUUGUGUCCUGCGGCAUGGAUCGGUUUGUUGAUUCUCCUAACCGUCCUCCUCACUGCCACCGUCUGUUACAUGGCUCUCCUAGUGAUCCGGAAGAAAAGGAGGAAUGGAGGUGUCUCAUAGCGCACUCUCAUACAGUUAUUUUCUGUGUUUUGUUUCUUUGUUUGGACAGACUUGUCU
Messenger RNA from Rhinichthys klamathensis goyatoka, 1630 nucleotides. It is a transcript of the gene entpd2b, whose product is annotated as ectonucleoside triphosphate diphosphohydrolase 2b. The transcript is spliced from 9 exons. Gene Ontology annotation, molecular function: UDP phosphatase activity; GDP phosphatase activity. Gene Ontology annotation, biological process: nucleoside diphosphate catabolic process. The record is from RefSeq and is a predicted model, not a curated record. The coding region runs from base 65 to 1573 and encodes 502 amino acids. Gene Ontology annotation, cellular component: plasma membrane. Lineage: Eukaryota; Metazoa; Chordata; Actinopteri; Cypriniformes; Leuciscidae.